This is a messenger RNA of Spodoptera frugiperda (fall armyworm), 768 nucleotides long. RefSeq names its product venom allergen 3-like. Lineage: Eukaryota; Metazoa; Arthropoda; Insecta; Lepidoptera; Noctuidae. The coding region runs from base 1 to 768 and encodes 255 amino acids. The record is from RefSeq and is a predicted model, not a curated record. The transcript is spliced from 7 exons.
AUGGGCCCACUAUGUAGAAGCUACGUGACGGUCACUAUCACCACUCAAAUGGUGCACCAGAUACUUAAAGAAGUUAAUGAGAUAAGAAUGAGGGUCGCCUCUGGCAAGGAGACUGGGAAAGAUGGACAUCCCCUACCAAGGGCCUAUGGAAUGAUGAAAUUGUUCUGGGACAGUGAACUCGCGACGUUGGCUCAAGUGUUAGCUGACCAGUGUAUGGGACUGAAAGAGGAUGAAUGCAGAGCUACUGACACAUUCUCGAAUCCAAGUCAAAUAAUAACCCUGAUUAACUUCAAAGUGCCAAACUGGGACUAUUUGAGCCGUAACACGACAGUGCGAGGGUUGAAUAAGGAGAAGAUCAGCUUUGCCAUAGAGAAAGCCAUGAAGUCUUUACACGCAGUGAAGAGGCUGGUCACUGCUAACACUGUAUAUGACUGUCCUGCUUUGGAGUCAAUUCCAGAUAUGGGUUCUAGGAGUUACUUAAAGCUAAUUCGUGGCAAAGCAACUCACAUUGGAUGCGGCAUAUCGGCGUACAGAAGAUUCCAAAUGUUAGCCAGUGGCGGACAAAAUAUUUACAAUAGCAUCCAACUAGUCUGCAAUCUAUCUGACGAGCCCCAAAAGGGGCAACCACUAUACACCACAGACCCUCCGAUACCAGGAACCGGUUUCACGGAAACCUGCGGCUGCCCUCAAGGGUACAGGGAGACCACUGGCUGUCUCUGUGAAAGGAAUCCACAUAUGCACAUCAGUAAAUCAAAGACCUUAAUAUAG